CAUUUGUUCGUGAACCGAAAAUAAAGUACAUAUGUACGUGUUUAAUUUGCACAAAUUUUUACGCUUUCCUGCCAAGUGGACACUGCUUGUGCAAUGCAUGCAAAAUGCCUCGAGUUGGAGCCAGGUAACAUUUUUCAUGCAUGGUCCCCAGAUUUGCGCAAAUUCAAGGAGAUAACUUAUCAUGGUCUGAAUUGUGUAAUAAUUCACACAUUCCUCAAAUCAAUUCAACUCAUUUCACUCACAUACGAGCAAAACUAUUAAUUUCCACCACUUUUCUCUUCUCAACAAAUAAUUAACUUACAUAAUCACCAUGGAGGCUGCCCCAGAUUUUCUUGACACGGUUACCUCCUACGAAUCUUUCCUGGGCCGUGGUGCAUUUGGAUUUGUGUUAAAAGCAAAACAUAAAGACGGAACUUACUCCUGUAUAAAAUUCAUCUAUCCGACGGACAACGACAAACUAAAACGUCAAACUGAAAGAGAAACAAGUCUAACAAGAAAGCUGGAGGACUAUAGGCACAUUGUCACCGUUAAGAAUUCAGUCUGUAAGAAAUAUUUGAAUCCAGUUCAACUUGAAGGUAUUUUUAGCCCUUGUAAAAAAAUUGUUGAGGCCGGAUGGCAGGACACACCCGAAAAAAUAAAACAACUCGGAUGGACUUGUAUCCAGAUGGAGCUCUGUGGUGAAAACCUGGACUCCUGGCUGCGCGACCCGGAAACCACGAUGACCUCAAUAUUCAUCCAAGCUAAACAAGUCGAAAUAAUUUUACAUCUAUUUUACGGAUUAAAAUUUCUACACGAGAAGCAAAUCAUUCAUCGCGACUUGAAGCCCGCGAACGUCAUGUUCGCUUCGGAUAAAUACAAACUUCCCGUAAAAAUUGGAGAUUUCGGGCAAUCUCGCACCGCUCACGGUCACAACGACCCGACCCUGACCUCAAGCGGCAUCGGAACACCAGCCUACAGAGCGCCAGAAGUCAAGACAGGAACAUAUUCAUACCAGUCGGACAUCUUUUCGCUCGGUUUAAUAAUUUGGGAAGUUGUCGCCCUGAUUAAACCGGAACAAAAACACAGUCUAUUUGACAGGCUGGUUAAUGACGGCGAGACAGAAUUAGUCAAAGAAGAUCACCCUCUAAUUGGCUCACUGGCUAAGGAACUGGUUAUAAACUCAACUAGAAAGAAUCUUGAGCAAAGACACCACGCUUUGGGUAAUGUCGGUAAAAUUAUCGAGAAGUUGGUGCAGGUGCAAACCCAAGAGAAAGUGUUAACCUGUCGAAAUGGAGAAGAUUUAGAGCUCUGCUUGCCAUAUGUUACCCCGGGCUCUACCAUCAUCCUGGGGGAAGGCACUUAUCAAGGACAAUUCAACCUUCGCGGAGAUGGAAUAAGUAUCAUUGGGAAAGGGGUUGAUAAGACGCAGAUUUUGUCAUCUCCUGCUUUUCACAUUUUUGGACAAGACUGCCUAAUUUCGAAUUUAUCUCUGCUUGUGCCCACCUCCUCAACUGACGGAUACAGUGGUUUUGCUAUUCAUGGGACUAGAUGCAGAUUAACCAAGAUCAAUGUUAUCAACGCUAACUACGGGAUUCAUAUGCAUGCAAGUGAUAUCAAAAUCGAUACCGUAAAAUUUAUAAACAAUUACAAAUGGUGUAUUACGAUGACGGAUACUACACGUUCCUGUACUAUUUCUGAUGUAACUUGUGAAAAUAUCCAAGAUGGGAUACACGUUGAUGGAACGAAUCAUCACCUUCAAAAGAUUAGAGUAUCCUUUAGCCCAAACAAGAGAUACAACGCAUUAUAUGGCAUUUACUUCGAAGGAGAUAAUCACACCCUUGAGGAUUUCACUUGCACCGGAAAUACGAAUAAUUCCAGGUGGGAUUUGUAUAUACUAUCUUCAAGUACCACUGUCAAAAAUUCUACAUGUUACAACGUUCUGGUCGACGGGGAUGGUGCAAGGCUAAAUAAUGUUGAAAGCAGAAAUUUAAUUGGAAUUAAUGGAGAUCUACAAAAUGUUCAAUUAGUAAAAUGCAAGUCGAAAAAUUUGGAGGCAUCUGGUGCCGUUACGAUGACAGGGUGUACCUUUGAUAGUGUGAAUAAACCGUCGAAAUAAAAGAAUUUGGCGAAGGGGUGAAACCAAUCCAUAAUUGUUGAACAUUUUCUACGAGAUGUCGUUUUUACCCAAGUGGUAUUUACACAUGAUUCUGGUGAAACUGAUAAGUAAUACCGUGAAGUAAGUAUGUAACAGCUCGGAAUUAAAAUUUUCACCAUAUCGUACCAAGAUUUUGACGGACCGGUGUAAUUUUUGUACCAGGUGGUAGCAACAUUAAUACUGAGUCUGACUAUUUAUAUGCACCAAAUUUUUCAUAGUGUAAUGUUAUUGCUGCAAGUGUUUACUGUUGUGCAUAGUGAUUAAUGUUUAAAUAAUUAAGCAAUAAUUUCAGACUAGCUGCUUGUAAGGUGGAUUCGAAGCCAGACUUUUGCAAUAUCCCUGUAAAAAUACAAUUAUGUAAAUCUUUAACAUGUAUUCUUUUUUUGUAACAGUUUCUCGCUGUACGAAUAUGUAAAUAGUAAAUAAUCUAAUACUGCCCCCACUCUGUCAAGUAAAUAAAUUACAUGCUUUGAUUGGUA
Molecule: messenger RNA, 2613 nt
Organism: Folsomia candida
Lineage: Eukaryota; Metazoa; Arthropoda; Collembola; Entomobryomorpha; Isotomidae
Exons: 1
Coding region: 311-2095 (594 amino acids)
Biological process (GO): protein phosphorylation
Molecular function (GO): ATP binding; protein kinase activity
Source: RefSeq, a predicted model, not a curated record